AGAUGAUAUUUGUAAAAUUGACCGGGAAAAUAAUAUAAUGAUAAUUAAAAAUAGUAGCAAGCAAAGUAAAAUAGUAGUUCACCAACAAAAAGUAAACUAGUAAGUAGUAACAGUUAAUAUAGUUCUAACUAACAAGCUUUUUUUUAUCAACUAUAGUAUAUUCUUAAUUAACCAAUCAAUUCACUUUGGUUUCCUAAUCCUUUGAUCAAAAUCUUAACUUCAUAUACAAAUUUCUCUGACUUUGUGCCUUUGCCUGCAUCAGCAUCUUCACUUUGUUUCUUCUUAUCGGUGCUUCCACCUUGUUCUUGAGAUUCUCUCUGCAAAGAAAAAAAAAAAACUGCUGAAAUUCAAGCAUAGAUUGCUGAAUUGCAUCAACUUACAAUUUUUUCAGUUGUGGUGGAAACUCGAAAGUGACACUUCUGGGAAUGCCGAAAAGAUGUACCUUAUUGAUUCCAUUUCUGUCUAUGAAAUCUGUAAGGUGUUAUAUUUUCUCUCACUGUCUCAUUUAAUGCUUGAAAAGAGUGAAUCCCAAAUUUAUACCUCAUACAUUAGUUAUUCCUUGAUGCACAAUUGGCACACAAGUUUUUCUAGAUUACCUGUUAUGCUAAUUCGCGAUCGGUGUGAAGACGGUUGAAAUUGAAUCUUGAAAGUUGAAACAUCUUUUUCUUAUAUGUAUGUAGAUACAAACACUUUAGUUUAGUAAAGGGUAUAGAGUUUUAAGUGUGGUUAGGAAGUUAGUGUAAAAUAUUAUACCGGUAUGGAGAAUGAUAUGAAACCGUAUGUGUUAAUGGAACAAUAUGAGUUAGGGAGGUUACUUGGUCAGGGAACAUUUGGAAAGGUUUACUAUGCACGGAGUAGGGUAACUAACCAGAGUUUCGCUAUUAAAGCGAUUGACAAAGAUAAGGUUAUGAGAGCUGGUCAAGCUGAUCGAAUCAAGCGCGAAAUAUAUGUUAUGAAAUUGGCUAGACAUCCGAAUAUUAUACAGCUUUUUGAGGUUAUGGCAACUAAGAGUAAAAUUUACUUUGUUAUCGAGUUUGCUAAAGGCGGUGAGCUUUUUAACAAGGUGGCUAAAGGAAAACUCAAAGAAGAAGUUGCACACAGAUAUUUUAAGCAGUUAAUUAAUGCGCUUGAUUUUUGUCACAGUAGAGGUGUGUAUCAUCGAGACAUUAAGCCUGAAAACAUUCUAUUGGAUGAAAAUGGGAAUCUGAAGGUUUCUGAUUUUGGGUUAAGUGCUCUUGUGGAAUCAAAUCAACAGGAUAUGAUUCUCCGUACGCCUUGUGGCACUCCGGCUUAUGUUGCUCCAGAAGUCAUCAAAAGGAAAGGGUAUGAUGGUGCGAAAGCCGAUAUUUGGUCUUGUGGAAUAGUUCUAUUUGUUUUAUUGGCAGGUUAUCUUCCUUUUCAUGACUCAAAUUUGAUAGAGAUGUAUAGGAAGAUAAGCAAAGCAGAGCUAAAAUGUCCGAGUUGGUUUCGACCGGAAGUGUGCACGCUAUUAAGCGAAAUAUUGGAUCCAAAACCCGACACUAGGAUUUCCAUAGAAAAGAUUAAGGAACAUGUUUGGUUUAAAAAUGGACCAAAUACUAGAAAUAAAAAACCAAAAGUGGAAAACAGCAGUGUCUCUUCUUCAGGUACAGUUGUUUCUGAUCAAAGUGAUGAAAACAACAGUCCAGAAGCAGAAGCAAAGGAAGUGUCGGUCGUGCCAAUUAGUAUGAAUGCCUUUCAUAUCAUCUCCCUUUCUGCUAGUUUUGAUCUUUCUAGAUUCUUUAAAGAAGAUGUUCAGAAAAAAGAAGCGAGAUUUAGUUCGAAACUACCUGCAUCGGUCAUUAUCUCGAAGAUGGAAGACGUUGCUAAGCAACUGAGGAUGAAAAUUAAGAAAAAAGCUGCUGGUUUGUUGAAAUUAGAGGGAGUCGAUGAAGGUAGGAAAGGGGUUUUAUCUAUUGAUGCUGAGAUCUUUGAGGUUACUCCUAAUUUCCAUUUAGUUGAGGUGAAAAAAUCAAAUGGAGAUACUUUGGAAUAUCAGAAAAUAUUGAAAGAUGAUAUUAGGCCUGCUCUUCAGGAUAUUGUUUGGGUGUGGCAAACUGAUCAACAACAGUUAGAUCAGCAGGAACAGAUACAUGAUCAGCAGCAACAACAGCCGCAGUCAUAACACAUUCUCAAUUUUGAGAUAUCAUGCUUAUUGUCUGCGUACAUUUUUUUUGUCGUUGCUAAAAAAAGUUUAUGCAAGUUGGGUCUCGCCGGUUCAGAGUCAAGACAGGCUUCAAGGCUCAGAAAGUGCUGACAAAGGUAUUUGCUGAUUAACCAACGAGAUCUUCAUGUCGGCAGCAGGAGUUAAACCUAUACCUUUGCAGGAUAUUUGUCAACUCCUUGCCAACUGGACUGUGUGUACAUUACAAGGCAAUGCUGUUUUCUCUUUUUCAUAAAAAAAAAAAAAAAAAAAAAACUCAAUUUUGAGCACAUACAUGAUAUAGCAUUUCAUGAUGCCAUGUUUUUUCUUUCUUUAAAUCAUGUUAAGAUUUAACCGUCUAACAUGACCUUACUGUAGCAUACUUUCUGUUUCCAAAGAACAUUUCUCAAUUUUGCUGUAUAAGGAGUUUUAUUGAACUUUUGUUCAGUUUUAAUUUGAUGAUAAUUGAGUCUUGAUGUGUA
Trifolium pratense (red clover) is the source of this 2643-nucleotide messenger RNA. RefSeq names its product CBL-interacting serine/threonine-protein kinase 10-like. Bases 758 to 2143 code for a protein of 461 amino acids. Gene Ontology annotation, molecular function: ATP binding; protein kinase activity. NCBI's taxonomy places the organism in Eukaryota, Viridiplantae, Streptophyta, Magnoliopsida, Fabales, Fabaceae. The transcript is spliced from 2 exons. The record is from RefSeq and is a predicted model, not a curated record. Gene Ontology annotation, biological process: protein phosphorylation; signal transduction.